This is a messenger RNA of Puccinia graminis f. sp. tritici CRL 75-36-700-3, 1805 nucleotides long. RefSeq names its product tubulin alpha-1A chain. Bases 232 to 1572 code for a protein of 446 amino acids. NCBI's taxonomy places the organism in Eukaryota, Fungi, Basidiomycota, Pucciniomycetes, Pucciniales, Pucciniaceae. The record is from RefSeq and is a predicted model, not a curated record. The transcript is spliced from 7 exons. Gene Ontology annotation, biological process: nuclear division; microtubule cytoskeleton organization; nuclear migration by microtubule mediated pushing forces. Gene Ontology annotation, cellular component: cytoplasm; nucleus; spindle. Gene Ontology annotation, molecular function: structural constituent of cytoskeleton; GTP binding.
CCAACUACCAACUUCCUCUUCCUCUCCUUCCUUCUCUCUCCUUCCUCCUUUCUUCCCUCCCCAGCAGACUACUACUACAACAUACAUACUAGUUGACCGUCUUUCUUUACUCUCGAAGCCCGUCGUAACUCAUACGGGAAUCAACUGAGUGAGGAAACUAGCACCAUCCCUCUCCUUCAUCCCCAUACUAUACUAAACACCCAGAAACUCUAGUAGUUCCAUCAAACCACAAUGCGUGAAGUAAUCAGUUUGCACGUCGGUCAAGCCGGUUGUCAACUCGGAAAUGCCUGCUGGGAACUUUACACCAUCGAACACGGUUUGAGUCCCGAUGGUCGAAUCGGCUCUCCCACCGCCAGAGGUGACGACGGUUUCAGUACCUUCUUUAGCGAGACUGGUGCUGGGAAAUACGUCCCAAGGAGUAUCUACAUCGAUUUAGAACCCAAUGUGGUCGAUGAAGUCCGAACUGGGACUUACCGAAGUCUCUUCCACCCCGAAACCUUGGUCACUGGUAAAGAAGAUGCCGCCAACAACUAUGCCCGUGGUCAUUACACCGUCGGAAAGGAACUCAUCGAUAUCUCGAUGGACCGAAUCCGAAAGUUGGCAGACAACUGUACCGGUCUCCAGGGAUUCUUUGUCUUCCACUCCUUCGGUGGUGGGACCGGUUCCGGUUUCGGUGCACUCCUCUUGGAGAGACUCAGUGCUGAUUACGGCAAGAAGUCCAAGUUGGAGUUUGCCGUUUACCCGGCUCCUAAGAUGUCCAGCUCGGUCGUCGAGCCUUACAACUCCGUCCUCACCACCCACACCACCCUCGAACACGUCGACUGUUCCUUCAUGGUCGACAACGAGGCCAUCUACGACAUCUGCCGAAAGAACUUGGGCGUCCAAUCGCCCGGGUUCACCAACCUCAACAGGCUUAUCGCCCAGGUCGUCUCCUCGGUCACCGCCUCCUUACGAUUCGAUGGAAGUUUGAACGUCGAUCUCAACGAGUUCCAAACCAACUUGGUCCCCUUCCCCCGAAUCCACUUCCCCCUGGCCACCUACGCGCCCAUCAUCUCUGCCGAGAAGGCUUUCCACGAGUCCAACAGCGUCGCCGAGAUGACGAUGUCCUGUUUCGAGCCCAACAACCAAAUGGUCAAGUGCGACCCCCGCCAGGGCAAAUACAUGUCCUGCGCCCUCCUCUACCGUGGAGACGUCGUACCCAGAGACGCGAACGCCGCCGUCGCUACCAUCAAGACCAAGCGCACCAUCCAGUUCGUCGACUGGUGUCCUACCGGUUUCAAGCUCGGGAUCUGUAACGAGGCCCCGGCUUGUGUCCCCGGUUCCGACACCGCCAAGGUCAGUCGCAGUUUGUGUAUGCUUAGCAACACCACUGCUAUCGCUGCCGCAUGGAGCAGACUCGACCACAAGUUCGACUUGCUCUACAGCAAACGUGCCUUCGUCCACUGGUAUGUGGGUGAAGGUAUGGAAGAGGGAGAGUUCUCGGAAGCUCGAGAAGACUUGGCGGCUCUCGAGAAAGAUUACGAGGAGGUUGGCUUGGACGGUGGUGACGAAGAGGAUGUUGGUGAAUACUAGAGAGAGAAGAUUCAUCUUCGCUAGUCUAAUGAUCAUUUUUUUCUUCAGAGCAAAGCCUUGAGGCGUUUUCUUGACCUCUUAUUUAUGGGAAAAGACGUGUCUUUUGGUUUUUCGUGUCGCAGUCCCUUCUUCUCUAGAAUAAAUAAUACGCGUUGAAUUACUUUUAAGAGAAAACAUCUUGCAAGCACAUUCUAGAUGAAACUCUUGCAAUCAUGAGAGAGUGAAGAGCAGUC